AUGGAGGGCCAGUCCGGCUCUGCUUCUCAGCCUGUGGCUGCACAGAUGCAGCAGAACUCUGCACUGAUCCGGACUGACCAAGUGCAGAAGCUUCCGCAUCUUUCUGACUCACAGAAACAAACACAUACUGCUAUGGUGCGGGGCCUUUGGGACAUCCUCAACUCGAACCCUCCUGGCUCCAACGAAUACAACGGCGCACACACGAAAUUAACCCAGAUCUCUCAGAAUCUCAUGCGAGGCAUGAGAUUGUUUCAAGCCAGCCGUCAGCAGCAGAUUCUCGCGCAGCAGCAGCAACAACAAGCCCAGCACCUUCAGGCGCAGGCUCAAGCGGUUCAAGCGCAAACACAAGCUCAAAACCAGCAGCAACAGCAAUCGCGAUCGCAGCAGCAGCAGCAGCAGCAGCAGCAACAAGGCCAGAUGAACCGACCCGCCACCACCCAAGGUGGUUCCAACCCCGCCGCUCAAGCAAGGCCCCAGAUGGGCAUCCCGCAGAGUUACCAGCAGCUGCUCCCGCAAAUUCGCGCCAAGGUCGAUACCCUCAUGUUCAUCCUCCCGCCGACGAUCGCGAAGGACCAGUCCGAGACUUGGUUGCAGGAAGCAAGGCUUCGAUAUGGGCUCGCAUUGCAGAAGCAGGAGCUAGGCAAGGUUAAACUCAACGACCUACGUACUCAGUACACCCAGCGCCAGAGUGCUGGAAAUCUGUCUCAAGAGGAGAUUCAGGAGUUCAAGAAUCGCCAGACAAACGCGGAAAAGCUCUUGCGCGAAGGAAGCGAAUUUUUGGGCAAAUUCAAAGAGCAGCAAGAAACUUUCCGUCUUCAGACACAACAGCUCGCGGCAAGUCGCCAAGGUGUUCAAAACGCGUCUCUGCCAGGCCAGAUUCAAGGAGAUGGCCGUCCUCAGCAGCCUUCUACGACUGCGCCGGCUCCGCAUACGAUCAAUUCUGCCGUCGUCGCUGCUCGCGCCGGGCAAACCCCUUCUCAAGCGCCAGGCCAGACUACCGCUUCUACCACCGGAGUCACCCACGCCCCUACUCAGCAACCGGUGACUGCUGCCCAGAACACGCCAUUGAAUGCCUUUGGCCAGCAAGCAAUCCAGGACAGCAUGGCUUCUACGGCUCAAGUUCCAACCACCCAAGGUCCUCCACGUCCGUUGUCUCAGCAAGCGGCCAUGGCCCAAGCAGCACAGAGUUAUUCCAACGUGGUGAAUCAGCCGCCGACGACCACACAGCCAGCCACUACGCACGCACACCCACAGAACUACCCUACUAGCCGCGGCGAUACGCGCAAUGUUACCAUGGCGAUUCCGAAGAAUCUGAACGUUCCUCCUCCCGAGCCUGUUAGCAUGGGUCCGUCCCGCCCUACUCUUACCAGUGGGCCAACUCAUGGGGCUACAGGCGUUAUGGGCCAGCCAGCUAUUCAGAAACAUCCGGGUUAUGUUUUGGAAGGGGAAGGUCAACACCUUUUGAGCAAGAAAAUGUUGGAUGGCCUUGUGAAGCAGGUUACUGGCGGGGGGGAUGGAGAAGGAUUGACUCCGGAUGCUGAAGAGUUCCUCCUUCAAAUGGCCGAUGACUUUGUCGACGACGUUAUCGUUGCGGCUUGCCGACUCGCCAAACUCCGUCCAUCUGCCACCCUUGACAUUCGCGAUAUCCAGCUUGUUCUUGAACGCAACUACAACAUGCGUAUUCCCGGAUUCACCGCUGAUGAUCUCCGUACCGUCAAGAAGCCGCAUCCCACCCAAGGCUGGAUUCAGAAGAUGUCUGCUGUUCAGGCUGCCAAGGUUACCCAAGGGCGCACUGACUGA
Uncinocarpus reesii 1704 is the source of this 1800-nucleotide messenger RNA. RefSeq lists its product as uncharacterized. Gene Ontology annotation, cellular component: SLIK (SAGA-like) complex; SAGA complex; transcription factor TFIID complex. Bases 1 to 1800 code for a protein of 599 amino acids. Gene Ontology annotation, biological process: DNA-templated transcription initiation; RNA polymerase II preinitiation complex assembly. Gene Ontology annotation, molecular function: protein heterodimerization activity; DNA binding; TBP-class protein binding. The record is from RefSeq and is a predicted model, not a curated record. NCBI's taxonomy places the organism in Eukaryota, Fungi, Ascomycota, Eurotiomycetes, Onygenales, Onygenaceae. The transcript has 2 exons.